UCUUUGACUCUUUGUUUAUGUGUUUGAUCAGCUAACGAAUGUAUCUCUGCUCAGUCUUGUACUGUGAGUCUCUUCAUUAACUCCUUUGUUUAUAUGUUGUGUCAUACUUAGAAUUUGGGAGAAUUCGUUAAUGUUGGGAAGGGUUUUUGUAGAUAUUCUUGAUUAUUAACCGGUUGUGUCAGCUAGCUAAAUGUGCAACUGAAACUGAGAAGAAAAUCUACUACUGAACGACAAGGUUUUGUGUGUUUGUUAUCAUUUCAUUUCAUGAAAAAACUGAAUAAUAAUGGCUAUUAUAACAUGGCUUUCUUCUUAUUUAAGAUAAUCUUUGUAAACUAGCAGGAGCUGACUCCAUUUCUUGAGUAACCAUGGUUCCAUGUUGAAGUUUUUUCACUUUAUUAAACUGGGCUUUCAUCUGUUUUACUUGCUAACAUCUUCAUUGCUUUCACCAGUUGCAUUGCAAUGUGUUUACUUACAUAAUGCAAUUGAUUUGAGUUUCUAGCUUAGUACUGCAGACAAAAUGGAGAAGACAAUCAGGUUUUUGGAUUUCGCGGUUGUCAAUGUCCGGCAGCCAUAAAGGAGUUUCAAGAGGGACGUUCAGGUGAAGGAACUGUUUAUUAUGUGCAGCUUGCCACAAACAAAAAAUCAGGGAGUAUUUGCUAAACUUGAAUUCACCACCAUGGAAGCUGCGAAAGUUAUCAAGACCUUAGCUGAUGAAGAACGUCUAUUCUAUGACGAUUCUUAUCUGAAAAGUCAUAAAGAUAAAGGCCAACCAUCUGCAAAAUCUGAUGUGAAAGGUUGUGAUUCUGUACCAAAGACAACAAAAUUAAAGAAGCGAACAAAGAAAGGGAGAUCUAAGCACAUGAACGGAACAUUAAACUUUGGAUGCCAUAUUUCAAAGGGAAAGUUCUCUGUGCUCUUAACACAAGAAACCGUUUCUGUGAAAUUUUUGGAUAGCGGAAAUAUCCUCUUCUAUCUAUUUUAUCAGUCCGUGAACUAUAGACUUAAUGUUUCCCAUGAGAGCAUUUCGCAGAUUGAGCUAUACUGUCCACGUGGUCAAACUUCCAAGUUCCUUGUCAUUCAGUUACUCCAUGGUCCUCAGAUUUAUGGCAAACAUGGCAGAUGGGUAAGGGAAGUUGAUUUUACUCCAUCCUCUUGCAUUGGGCAGUCUUCGGCUUUAUGUUUGGAACUUCAAUGGGGGGCUCGUGUUUCAGAUAUUAGUAGAGCGUUUCCUUCUUAUAAAAGACGAGGAGAGCUAUUCGUUCUAGAGCCAGGUUCAACUUUCUCUUCCAACUCUGAUUUUGCUCCAAUCAUUAGUCCACCCCAAGGCUUUGACAUGCCAUUCAAGAUCUUGUUUAAAAUUAAUUCCUUGGUUCAGUACGGUUGUCUUCCUGGGCCAGCACUCAAUGCCAAUUUCUUUUGCUUGGUUGAUCCAAACAGAAUAAAUAUGGCAUACAUAGAACAUGCAUUGGACAAACUAUCUCAUCUACAGAAAUGUUGCUAUGACCCUACAAAUUGGUUGAGUGAGCAAUAUGAAAAGUACCUCAUGUCUGGGAGACUUCCUAAAUCUCCAGCUAUUGCCUUAGAUAAUGAAUUAGUAUAUGUACGAAAGGUUUUGGUAACUCCAUCUAAGAUAUACUUUCGUGGUCCAGAGAUUAGACUUUCCAAUCGUGUCUUACGCAGUUAUCCUAAUGAAAUUGAUAAUUUUAUUUGUGUUUCUUUUGUGGAUGAGAAUCUGGAUAAAUUAAACGUGAAAACAUUAUGUCCCUGGAUAUUUGAUAGAAAUGAAGAAUUGCAUACUCAGCGUACUAGAGUUUAUCAAAGAAUAAUAUCCACUCUAAGAAAUGGCAUAGCUAUUGGUGACAAGAAGUUUGAAACUCUUGCCUUUUCAAAUAGUCAAUUGAAAAAUAAUUCUUUGUGGAUGUUUGCAUCUAGACCUGGCCUUACUUCAGCAGAUAUCAGGGAGCAGAUGGGUGAUUUUCGCGAGAUAAAGAAUGUGGGGAGAUAUGCAGCUAGACUGGGUCUGCCUUUCGGUGCAACCAUUGAAGCAUUGCAUGUUGAUAACAAAGAAAUUGAAAUCAUUCCUGAUGUAGAAACUGAGAGAGAUGGAAUUACAUAUGUUUUCUCUGAUGGAAUUGGAAAGAUAUCUGCUGAAUUGGCUCAGAUAGUGGCUAGAAAAUGUGGCAUAAAAAGCUCUACUCCUUCUGCCUUUCAGAUUCGAUAUGGUGGAUAUAAAGGUGUUGUUGCUGUGGAUCCAAAUUCAUCAGUAAAACUGUCAUUUAGAAAGAGUAUGUUGAAAUUCAAAUCGAAAAGCACUAGCCUGGAUGUUUUGGCAUGGAGCAUGUAUCAACCUUGUUUUCUUAAUCGUCAGUUGAUAACCCUUUUGUCUGCCCUCGGUAUUCAAGAUUGUGUUUUCAAAAGGAAGCAGAAAGAGUUUAUAUCUAAACUAAAUGCUAUUUUAAGAGAUCCCUUAAGGGCACAUGCGGCACUGGAAUUGAUCUCUUCAUGGGAGAACACAAAUUUUCUCAAGGAAAUGCUUAUUUGUGGUUAUAGGCCAGAUGAAGAACCGUUUCUUUCAAUGAUGCUACAAACAUUUAGAGCAUCAGCUUUGUUGGACUUGCGAACCAAAACAAAGAUAUUUGUUCAAGAUGGACUAGCUAUGAUGGGAUGUCUUGAUGAAACGGGGACUUUGGAAUAUGGUGAGGUAUUUGUGCAAUAUUCUGGCACUAGUACUCAGCUUUCUGACAACUCCUCUUAUAUGAUUAGUGGCAAUGGAUCAGUUCAACAUAAGAUUGUUGAGGGAAAGUUAUUAGUUUCAAAAAAUCCAUGUUUACAUCCAGGAGAUGUGCGCGUUUUAAGGGCUGUGAAUGUGCCGGCUUUGCAUCACAUGGUGAAUUGCAUUGUUUUCCCAUCAAAAGGAAAGAGACCACAUCCAAAUGAAUGUUCGGGGAGCGAUCUGGAUGGAGAUAUCUACUUUGUUUGCUGGGAUCCUGAUCUCAUUCCUCCUUGCCAGUUUCCACCCAUGGAGUAUACACCAGCACCAACUAAGAAUUUGGAUGAUGAUGUUACAAUAGAGGACAUUGAGGAAUUCUUCGCUGACUAUACCAUCAAUGACAACAUAGGGGUCAUUUGCAAUACACAUGUCGUCUUUGCAGAUAAAGAGCCUGACAAGGCAAUAAGUAAUCAAUGCCUUGAGCUUGCUGCAUUAUUUUCCAUUGCUGUAGAUUUCUUAAAAACCACUGUGCAUGCCAGAAUGCCUCAACAUCUACGCGUCAGUAAAUAUCCAGAUUUUAUGGAUAAAGCAGAUAAUAUUACUUAUAAAUCACAAAGUGUCAUUGGAAAGCCUUACCGACAAGUAAAAGCCAAAGCUUCCAUAAAACCCUUCACUGAGGAAAUGGCGAAACGAUCAUAUGAUGAUGAAAUGGAAGUGGAUGGUUUCAAGGACUACAUAAAUGAUGCUUUUUACUAUAAGAGUAUGUAUGAUAGCAGGUUGGGGAGCCUAAUGCAUCAUUACGGGAUCAAAAUGGAGGCUGAAAUACUCAGUGGAUGUGUGUUGGAAAUGGCAAGCUCGCUUGAUAAUAAGGAUUGGGAAGCAGUUGCUUGGGCUGUAAGUAGCCUGAUAAGUGAAGCCAGGGCGUGGUUCAACAAUAAUAAGAGAAGUGAGUCAGAUUCUAGUUGUGAUGCUGAUAAUUUGUAUGCAAAAGCUUCAGCUUGGUAUUAUGUCACUUACCAUCCGAGUUACUGGGGACGCCAUAAUGAAGAAAUGAAUGGAGCCCAUUUCAUUAGCUUUCCGUGGUGUACGAUUCAUGACAAACUCAUGGCGAUCAAGAGGGCAAAACUGACAAAAUACAGGUAUUGAAAUUGUUGUAAAUGUCUGAUGUUAUUGUAAAAUGCAAGUGCUGUGAUUUUCUCUCUCUUGGAAUUUUUCAACCCAUUGAUUCUUGUAAUAAAGUGUAUAAAAUAAGUAUCUAUCUGGGUUUGUGUGUCAGCCUCUUUGUCUUUUCUGUUAUUACUGUUAAUUGUUUGUCAUUAUUAUAAGAUUCAAAUGUGUUCAUAUCACAUCAGUUUUGGUUCAUAAGCACAUAU
This is a messenger RNA of Pistacia vera, 4083 nucleotides long. RefSeq names its product probable RNA-dependent RNA polymerase 1. Gene Ontology annotation, molecular function: RNA-directed RNA polymerase activity. The record is from RefSeq and is a predicted model, not a curated record. Gene Ontology annotation, biological process: siRNA processing. Gene Ontology annotation, cellular component: nuclear RNA-directed RNA polymerase complex. Lineage: Eukaryota; Viridiplantae; Streptophyta; Magnoliopsida; Sapindales; Anacardiaceae.